Dermochelys coriacea (leatherback sea turtle) is the source of this 2820-nucleotide messenger RNA. It is a transcript of the gene DTX3, whose product is annotated as deltex E3 ubiquitin ligase 3. The transcript is spliced from 4 exons. The record is from RefSeq and is a predicted model, not a curated record. Bases 1465 to 2526 code for a protein of 353 amino acids. Gene Ontology annotation, biological process: protein ubiquitination; Notch signaling pathway. NCBI's taxonomy places the organism in Eukaryota, Metazoa, Chordata, Testudines, Dermochelyidae.
AAAGCUCCUUGGAGCAUCCCCCUCAUGCCACCCCAGGGUGAGGGGUGGUUUGAAUCCUGCUGAGAUUGCUGGGGGAGGGGGGCAGCCAUGACCUUGGGUGGCCCCCAGUGUGGGGGGAAGGGAGAGAGGCCUCCUCCCCUGACCCCACCCGGGUGCCCCUCUUUGAUCCAGGCUGGCAGGGGGCCCCACCUGGUGCCGUUGCCUGCCCCAUGGGGUAUAGGGCCCCAGCCCCCUUGCUGGAGCUAUAGCCCUGGGGCACAAGAUUCAGUGGGACAAAUGAAGGGGGUGUUAUUCCUGGUACUUACUGCGGUGGGGGGAGCAGGGAAUGGCCCAAUUUGGGAUAAAUGUGGGGGGGUCUCCCCAAAUGUGCCAUGGGGCUCAGGAACCACCUGCUCCUAGUGUCCAAGGCUGAGGCUCAGUUUGUGGGGCUCGAUCCCAAGGUCCCCCAUCCGUUCGGGGGAGUUGUACCUCUUUGGGCUCCCCAUAUGCUGGUCCUGGCCUGAGGUGUCAAUUACAGCAGCCAGAGGGCUGCUCUAACUUUAGCUCUCCUCCCCCUGGCCCCUGGGGAGCAGAAACUACUCGAAGUGCAGUGCCCUCUGGCCACACCCCAAUCUGCCCCAUGUAGGGGGCCAGGGCCUGACCCCACUUCACCGUCUGGGGCCCCUGCAGGGGCGAUUCUUGGGGGGGAUGCAUCCUAUUCUGGCCCAUUCGCACUGCUGGAGGGCAAGUUUAACUGGGGGAUGGAUCUGUGUCUUAGGGUCCUGCUAGAUCCCGCUCCCUCUCCUACGGGCAGCCCCACCCCCAGCCUCCUUAUCCCUCCCCUAGGACCUGGGAUUUCCCAUUCAUUACUCUGCCGUUUCAUAACCCAAGGUGGUGGGGAACGCAGCUUCCGGCCUUACGAAGCGGGGUUUUCGCAGCAAUUGUGUCCCCCUGCCCCCCCCAUUCAAAAAAACCCCUUUGUUAACCCCUCCAAACAAGCAUUUCUCCCCCACCCCCCGCCUGUGUUUUAUUUUAAUUGCAAUGAUAUUUAUUAAACGAUUGUCUCGUGACUGUCAUGUUUGUGAUGGGUGACUGAUCAGCCGUGGGGAGGGGUGUGUGUGUUUCAUUUGAACUUGGGGGGGAGUUGUUCGCUGUGGGGCAGGCUGUGGGGUACAGCCCACCUGUCACCACUGAGAUGGAAAGGAGCUAACUCACCCCAACCCACACAGCGAUAGGGGAAUAGACCCCAGGAGCGUGGGACCCGAGGGUAGAGGUUUAAAGGCCAGAGGGGACAAUGAUGGCUGGGCCGAGGGGGUGGCCGGGCCCCGGAGGGGAUCCACCCCUCCUGAUGCUUCCUGGAGCCGAAGGUUCAAAUCCCAGCUGGGGCUGGGGCAGUUGGCUGGCUGGGGAAGGGGAAGGGGGUGGGGGUGGAGGUGGGGCGGUGUCCCUUGUCUGUCUGUCUGUCUCUAGCCCACCCGGGAGGCGAUGCCGGCGGCUUUGAUGACUGUUCUUUUCUCUUCAGUGUCAUUUGUUUUAUCCAGGAUGGCGGCAUGUGGGGGCGCCACUAAAAAUAAGCUCACGGUCUCUAAGCCCGUCUGGGACUUCCUGACCAAAGAGGCCCCCUCCAAGUUGGUCAGGCUGAAGGAGGAGACCAAGCUGAGCAUCCUGAUCGAUGGGGAGACCUCGGAGAUCUACGUGCUGCAGCUCUCCACGCCGGCCCCUGGGGCCGGCAACGGCCUCUACCUGGCCCGCAAAGCCCUCAAGGCCUUGCUCAAGGAGACGGAGAAGGAGUUGAAGAAGGCGCAGCGGCAGAGCGAGCUGGUGGGGUGCAUGGCCCUGCUGGACAAACCUGGGGGCGAGCUGCGCCCACACGGGGCCGGCGUGGUCUCCCGGGGUCAGCAGACCUCCGGGGCCAGGGCGGGGGGCACAGGAGGGGGAGGGGGCCUAGGGGGGGCGGUGGGCUGCUUGCAGGAGGAAGAGCAGGAGAGCCAGUGCCCCAUCUGCCUGGGCGAGAUCCAGAACGUAAAGACUCUGGAGAAGUGCAAGCACUCCUUCUGCGAGGACUGCAUCACGCGGGCGCUGCAGGUCAAGCGGGCCUGCCCCAUGUGUGGGCGCUUCUAUGGGCAGCUGGUGGGCAACCAGCCCGAGAACGGGCGCAUGCUGGUGUCCAAGGACUCGAGCCUGCUGCUCCCCGGCUACGAGAAAUACGGCACCAUCAUCAUCCAGUACGUCUUCCCGCCUGGCAUCCAAGGGGUGGAGCAUCCCAACCCUGGUGUGCGGUACCCGGGCACCACGCGGGUAGCCUACCUGCCCGACUGCCCAGAGGGGAACAAGGUGCUGGCCCUGUUCCGCAAGGCCUUCGACCAGCGCCUGACCUUCACCAUCGGCACCUCCAUGACCACGGGCAGAGCCAACGUCAUCACGUGGAAUGACAUCCACCACAAAACCAACUGCACCGGGGGACCCCAACUAUUCGGGUACCCCGACCCCACGUACCUCGCCCGGGUGCAGGAGGAGCUACGAGCCAAAGGCCUCACUGAGGAUUAACCCUUUCUCUGCUGCGGCUCCUGCUGUGGUGCCAGGGGGUGACCUGGGGGGGCAGGACAGCCCCACAGCGUCUCCUGUCCAGCUGGGCCUGGAGCGGCCACACAUCCAUCAAGACAAGGUGCUUCACUGGCUACGCCCUGGAUUGCGGCUGUCAGCGCCAGAGCCUCUCCCCACUGCCAGUGCUUCUUGGAGGGACGGGACGGGGGAGUGUGAGUGUGUGACUGGGUCGGGGGGUGUCUGGAGAGGGUAGUGAGAUCAAGUGUGUGUGUGUGUGUGUGUGUGUGACCAGGGAUC